AUGGCGGACGAGGAUAUUACGCUUGAUGGACAGCCUUUACAAUCCCUCCGAGUCGCGGAUUUGAAAGCUGCGCUGGAGCAGAGAAACCUGUCCAAAAGCGGGGCGAAGAACAAACUCAUCCAGCGACUGAAGGGAGCGCUGAUGCUGGAAAACCUGCAAAAGUCUUCCACCACUCACGGCGGACUGCAGCCCAACUCGCAGAUCGGGGAGGAGAUGAGCCAGAAUAGCUUCAUCCAACAGUAUCUCGCCAAGCAGCAGGAACUCCUCAGUCACCGACCUGAGAGAGACGCACAGCUCGACGAGGAUGCUGAUGAAAGCUCAACAAUGCAGGAAGACGACGACGACGACGACCAGUCGGACAACGACAGCUCAUCCGACGUCUCUGACAAGCAGAAUCACCCUGUGGCAGACAGGACUGAAUUUCUGACACGUAGGCCAGAGGGCGCCUCUGCUAACCAGGAAGCAAAGGUGCAGAGGGCCACCUGUCCUCAGGGACACAAAGAGCCACCGGCCCCUUCCCCUCCCCGCGCGGUGGCCUCCCUGUCAGUGCGCGUCCUAGGCCAACCGGACCGCCAGGGACUGCCCCCGGCCUUAUGCAGAGCCCAAGAGAAAGAAGGCGUCGCGCCCAGCGAAACCGGAUCGUCCCACUCGGUCCUCCACCUCAGCAGAUCGGCCGGCGGUCGGGCUCAAGAGGACAGCGACGAAGAUGAGGACGACGACAACGAUAGCGGGGACGACGAGGAUUGGGGACCCGGACCCGGCGCAGCUAGAAAAGGCAACCGGGCACCUCCGCAGAUGCCCGCCAGUGCGGCGAGAUCCAAGCGGAAGCUUCAAGCGCCGCAACACAUCCCGCCGCCGCAGCAGCCACACCAGAACCUAAUGCAACUGCGCCACCCGACGCCCCCUCCCUCGCCACCCCCUGACCUGUUCCCCCUCCCCGAAACGCCCAAGCAGAGCCCGCCGGACACCGACGACAAAGAAGGGGAAAGCUCCGGAGCGGCGCCGCCGCGUCCCGUCCAGAGGCGAGACUCGGAGUCAAGAUCCCGCUCCAGUAGCCCGGAGCCGCCCCCGAAGCGUAGACCCGGCCCACUUUCUCUGCUGGUGCACAAGAUGGAGUCAGAGGAGGCGCAGAGUAGCGCGGUUCCCGACGAGUCUCCGGAGAGCCGGAAGACAGAAAAAUCCACAAGUGACGGAAAGGAAGAAGAGGUUAAAGUACCAGAUGAAGAAGAACCCGGCGAGAAAAAGCAAACUGCAGACGCUCCGGACUCUGGUUCCUCGUCGGAUUCGGACUCGCGGUCAGACUCCUCGUCCAAAUCGUCAUCCUCGUCAUCCAACAGAGUACUGUCACGCCGAAACGCAAUAAAGCCAAAGAGAGCCGAGCUAGGACGAGACGCAGAUAAUGAGACAAAGGCGAAGGGGACAGAGAACGGACACCUGCUGAAAAGAGAAGUGUCCGAACCUAGCGAGGCGUCCGUUUCCGAAGUGGAGCCUCACUCCGAGAGUGCCGAGGCCCGGCAGCCGGACGCGGUGCCCGCGGACGGCGACAACCGCCUGGAAGAGAGCACCACUCCCAAGGCUUUUGCCGCCCGCAAGAUCUCCCUGAGCAGCAACAAGACGCCAAGCGAAGCCGACGGCGGAGCGGGAGACGCCGAUUCCGGGGCCGCGGCGGGGAGGAAGAGGCGCUGGGGGUCCAGCACUGCGGUUACUGCAAAGAAGCCGUCGAUUAGCAUUACCACUGACUCUCUUAAGUCUUUAAUCCCAGAUAUAAAAGUGGCCCAGGAGGCAGUGGUGGACCUGCACCCAGAGGAGCUGCAGCUGUCCGGGGAUGAGGACACCCAGGACAACGGCCAGGGCGACGAGGACGACGGCCUCAAGAUCCGACGCACGGUGACCCAGGUGGUGCCCGGGGUCAGCCAGGAGAACGGGGAGACCGACGAAAAGGAGCCCACGGUGACCGUGGAGCGCGAAACCCCGCCCCUGCCCCCCGUGGAGCAGACAAAGCAAAGUCCGCCCGAGAAGACGCCGGACGUAGAUGUGAAAAAGGCUUCCCCCAAAGAAGCCGUGGUGCGUCGCUCCAUCAGUCAGCAGUGGUCCGGAGUGUCCAUCACCAUCGACGACCCCAUCCGGUCUACGCGGCAACCAUCGCCGCCACGCGGCAAACUCUCAAACAUUGUCCAUGUGACCAACCUGGUGCGACCGUUCACCUUGGGACAGCUCAAAGAACUUCUGAAGCAGACGGGCAGCGUGGUGGAGGAGGGCUUCUGGAUCGACAAGAUCAAGUCGCACUGCUACGUCACGUAUGCUACCAAAGAGGAGGCGGCGGCGACCAGAGAGGCUCUUCACGGGGUCAAAUGGCCUCACAGCAAUCCAAAAGUGCUCAGUGUGGACUUCAGCGAACAGGACGAGCUGGACUUUCACAAAGGCAUACUGAAGCCAACCCGCGAGGAGCCGCAAGUCCCCCAACCGGUCCCGCCGCAGAUUCGACUGCCCCCGCUCAUGCCCGAGCGGGACAAGGAGCGAGAGCGGGACAGGGAGCGUGAGCGCGGCGCCCCGGUCGUGCGGGACCUUUGGGCCGAGCGGCAGCGGCAGAUGGAGCGCCGCGAGCGGGCUCGCGGAGAGCGCGAGUGGGACCGCGACAAGAUUCGCGAGUUCGCCAGACCGGGGGCGGAGAAACGGGAGCGGCGCUCCAGGUCCCGAGACAGAGACCGAGAGCGACGGAGGCGGGAAAGGCCCAAGAGUAAGGAGAGGAAGAGUGACAAAAAAGAGAAAACAGAUGAGCCCCCCGCCAAGCUUCUGGAUGACUUGUUCCUCAAGACCAAAGCAGCUCCAUGUAUAUACUGGCUUCCCCUCACUGAAGAACAGGCGACCCAGAGAACGCUGGAGCGCUCCGAGCGGCAAAAGGAACGAGAGCGGCGCCAGAAAGAGCAGCAAGACGAGCAAGAAAAAAUGCGGAAGGAGCGUCUGAAGGCACGGGAGAAAGGCGGCGGCGACGCCGACCGGGAUAAGGAGCGAAGCCGGAACAAAGACGGUGAGCACCGACCCGGGCGGCCACCGCUGGGAUGGCGCUCCCGCAGCGGCAGCGACACCCGAGACAGGCGCCGCUGA
This is a messenger RNA of Nerophis lumbriciformis (worm pipefish), 3105 nucleotides long. Lineage: Eukaryota; Metazoa; Chordata; Actinopteri; Syngnathiformes; Syngnathidae. The record is from RefSeq and is a predicted model, not a curated record.